AUGACCUCCUCUGCCCGGCCUCUGACCGACGUGGACUUCUGUUCCGGUUCUCGUAUAGAAGAGAUCAACAAACUCCUGGAGGAGCUGGAGAGGAGGGAGAGCGGCACCCUGCAUGGCAGAGAGGUCCUGCAGAGCUGCGUGCAGGCCAAGGACCUCAUCUUCUCCUUAGUGGGUCAGAUUCGUCCUCUGCCAUCUUCGAAUGCCUUCCUUCUCCUGUCUGGCGGGCUGUGUUCUGGACUUCUUGAUGUUUCCCCCACCGAUUUAGGGACUUCCUCCCCCUUCAUUUCAUAUUCCAUCUCCUACACGCUCCUAGUCCCCAUCCUCCGUCUCCCAUCCCCUGACGUCUUGUCGCAGCCUUGUCCAUGCCACUACCUCGUUCCUAGGUCCCUCUGGGAGCCUCCACCCCCAGAGCUGACUUCUGACGCUGAACAUCUCACACCACAUUCCAUUGCUCAAUGGUUCCUUCCUUCUCUCCUCUCUGCGGUCUCCAGCCUGUCCCAUUCCUUCCUUCCCCUGAUUCUGGAGAGGGCCGAGCAAUGGGGUAACUGUGCCUCCAUCCUGCUGUCGGAACCGAGUGGUCUCCUCAUUCGCUUUGAUGUUGUCCCUGUAGUAGAGGUCCAGGGUUGGCCCUCUGGGGCUCAGCAUCUAGAUGACUGGGUGAAUGAAGAUGGAAUCCCACCUAAGGUAUUCCAUCUUCUUCCUUGGGGAGCUGAGGGACAGUGGCGGGUGGGCUUCCCAGGGGUUGAGCUGUACAUGCGACGAUACAUACACCCAACACUGUCCAGGGUGCUGAGAGCCUCUAUGGCAGUGUUGGGUCCAAUACUUCAAAAGCAUGGAGGUCCAGGUCCAUAUGUAUUAUGGAUCACCCUCAUACAUGCCUGUGAGAGGCUCCCACAAGCGUUCCUGUGCCAAGGGCAGAAUGCGGCCUUAUGUUUUCUCGGCCUCCUGGAGGAGCUUUCCCUCUCCUUCCUUCGAGGAUCAUGUCCAAACCCAUUCCUGCCGGGAUGUGAUCUGCUCUUGGGCUCCACCCAGGGCCACUACCUUGCCCGGAAAGUGUCUGAGGUAAGGGCCCAACCAGUGUACUUUCUCCGUGAGGUGGUGAGGGAAGCCAAGGAGGUGGUGAGAGGGGAGAAGAUGGAGAAGGAGGAUGUUGAGGAGGAGAAGGAGGAGAGAAGUUCCAGCUGUUACCCCAGCUAGGGUAACGAAAUCCUC
Nanorana parkeri is the source of this 1212-nucleotide messenger RNA. Its product is annotated as transmembrane protein 102-like. The transcript has 2 exons. NCBI's taxonomy places the organism in Eukaryota, Metazoa, Chordata, Amphibia, Anura, Dicroglossidae. The record is from RefSeq and is a predicted model, not a curated record. Bases 1 to 1197 code for a protein of 398 amino acids.